Poecilia reticulata (guppy) is the source of this 2310-nucleotide messenger RNA. NCBI's taxonomy places the organism in Eukaryota, Metazoa, Chordata, Actinopteri, Cyprinodontiformes, Poeciliidae. The record is from RefSeq and is a predicted model, not a curated record.
ACAAGAUGCUUUAAUGUUAUUGUGACGUCACAGAUAUACAUGUCCAUUCAGUCCAUCUAUAACCAGAACAUCUAAAUGCUACAGGAAGUUUUUACUGGAAAUCUAUUGAUGAAAAAUCAGAACCGCCAGGUGGCGGUAAUGAGCCGUUGUCAUGGUUACCAUCCGCUACAAAACAAGAAGAAGAAGAAGAAGAAGAAGAAGUGGCCGGUCUGCAGCUGCAGAGACGGAACCAACCGAACCGGUACCUGGAUGACGUCAGCAGGCGCCAGCGAUGCUGCAGCUGCCCCUGGUGGUGACGGCCCGGCUGGACCUGGUUCUGGUUCUGGUGACUCUGCUGUCCCUGUGGACCCGGUUGGGCGGGCUGGGAUACCCCGGCGCCGUGGUGUUCGAUGAGGUUUACUACGGCCAGUUCCUCUCUCUCUACAUGAAGAGAACGUUCUUCAUCGACGACAGCGGCCCGCCGCUAGGCCACGCCCUCCUGGCGCUGGGAGCUUACCUGGGCGGCUUCGACGGGAACUUUGUCUGGAACCGAAUUGGAGCAGCGUAUCCCUGCAGCCUGAGCGUGUGGAGCCUGCGGCUGCUGCCGGCUCUGGGUGGGGCGCUCUGCGUCCCGCUGGGUUACCUGCUGGUUCUGGAGCUCAGGUGUUCUCACCUGUCGGCCCUGGGAGCCGCCCUGCUGCUGCUGCUGGAGAACUCUCUGAUCGUCCAAUCACGCUUCAUGUUGCUGGAGUCGUUGCUCAUUUUCUUCGUCCUGCUGGCGUUCUUCUCAUACCUCCGCUUCCUCAACGCCCCCGGCAGGUGCUGGUCCAGGUACGGCUGGCUCCUCCUCUCAGGUGUGUCAUGUGCAGCUGCUGUCGGUGCUUGUCCGUUUCAGGGCGGUCUCUCCAGGGUCACGCGGGGUCAGCCCCUACAGGUGGCGUUCGGUAGUCAGGUGACCUUACGAAGCUCCGCCCCCCGGCCCGUCCCCUGCUGGCUGCAUUCGCACAAAGCCAACUAUCCAAUCAGGUAUGAAAAUGGGCGGGGCAGCUCCCACCAGCAGCAGGUGACCUGCUACGGCUUCAAGGACGUCAACAACUGGUGGAUCAUCAAGGACCCGGCAAGACAGGAGCUGGUGGUGGACUCCCCGCCCCGCCCCGUGCGACACGGUGACAUCAUCCAGCUGGUUCAUGGGAUGACAUCACGGCUCCUCAACAGCCAUGAUGUGGCCGCGCCCAUGAGUCCUCACGCUCAGGAGGUGUCUGGAUACAUAGACUUCAACGUUUCCAUGGCAACCCAGAACCUGUGGAGGCUGGAGAUCUACAACAGGGAGGCGGAGUCAGAGGAGUGGAAGACGAUCGUCUCUGAGGUCCGAUUGGUCCAUGUCAACACUUCAGCUGUGCUCAAGGUCCUCGCAGGAAGUGAUGUCACCGCGGUGGCUGAGCAGAGCACCAGCAUUAACCUUGACAUCACCAUCUCCCAUGAUGCAUCACCUGCAGGUCAGGAGCAGAAGGAGCGGGAGGCGGAGCUUCACUCUCCGACUCACAUCGACGUUGACAGGAAAAUCUCCUUCUGGUCCAAAUUCACGGAGCUCCAGUGGAAGAUGCUGACUGUGAAACAGGAAGAGUCUGAACACAAGUACAGCUCCGCCCCUUUAGAGUGGAUCGCCAUGGAAACCAACAUCGCCUACUGGCUGCACCCCUCGUCCAAUGCUCAGAUCCAUCUGAUUGGUAACCCGGUGUCAUGGGGCGUGGCCAACCUCAGCCUGCUGGCCUAUCAGCUGCUGGCGGCGCUGUACCUGCUGAGGAGAAGGCGGGGCUUCAGAGACCUACCUGAUGGUGCGUGGCAGCGGUUUGCGUCUGUGGGCCUGCUCUGCGGCGGCGGCUGGGCGGUGAACUUCCUGCCCUUCCUGCUGAUGGAGCGGACUCUCUUCCUGUACCACUACCUGCCCGCCCUCUGCUACCUGCACCUGCUGAGCCCCGCCCUGCUGGAGCACAUACACACUCACCUGCUCAGCAGCAGGACGUCCCGCCACGUGCUGGGCGUCUGCACGGCGGCUGUCCUGCUGUCCGUCUUCCUGUCCUACUGGACCUUCUGUCCUCUGACCUACGGGAACCCCGAGUUGACAGCCAAUCAGCUGCAGGCGCUGAAGUGGAGAGACAGCUGGGACAUCCUGUACCGCCGCCGCUGAGACACCGAGGGACGCCGAGAGACACAUGGGGACGCCGAGACUGUUCUUUACGAGAGAAUCCUGAAGGCACCAUCAGCUUUAGUCAUGUGACCUGAUGAUGUAACAGUGAUGGCUGAUUAAACAGGAAGACAUGAGCAUUAAAA